CCUGCCUCCCUCCGCUCCGCUCCGCGCGCAAUCCGGAGUUGAGAAUGAAUACGCAGAACAUCAGGACCCUCUGCCUCAUCCUCUCCAUCGUUUUCUACCUGCUCAUAGGAGCCGCCGUCUUUGACGCACUCGAGUCGGACAGUGAGAGUUCAAAGAAAAAGGCGCUGGAGCAGAAGCUGAACGAGCUGAAGAAAAAGUACGGAUUCACCGAGGAUGACUACAGAGAGAUCGAGAGAGUGGUCCUCCAGGCGGAGCCGCACCGCGCCGGGAGGCAGUGGAAGUUCGCCGGCUCUUUUUAUUUUGCCAUCACUGUUAUCACCACAAUUGGUUAUGGCCAUGCUGCUCCACGCACUGAUGCUGGCAAGACCUUCUGUAUGUUUUACGCUGUCUUGGGCAUUCCUCUGACACUGGUCAUGUUCCAGAGCCUGGGCGAGAGGAUCAACACUUUUGUCCGCUACCUACUACGGAGAGCCAAGCAAGGGCUGGGCUUACGGAAGACCGAAGUGUCCAUGGGGAACAUGGUCCUAGUGGGUCUUCUGUCAUGCAUGAGCACCCUGUGUAUUGGAGCUGCAGCCUUUUCCCACUUUGAGGACUGGACUUUCUUCAAUGCCAUGGAGGCAGGCACCAGCUGUAUGAAUCUCCUCCCCUCUCCCGCAGAGGAGCGAAGGCAUGUUUUAUCUGAGCACUCUAAGCUCCCUGAACCCAGCAGACUCAGGGCCCUGUUCUCCUGUAUGUGCUGUGGCCUGGACAUUUAUGACGGUCCCUCUCCGCCUCACCGCGAUGAAGGGGGCGGUCACAGCAACCCCGUCUUUUACAACUCCAUCUCCUACAGGGUGGACCAGGCCUCGUGCAGCUCUUGCACCGCGUCGUCACAGGCUUCCCCCAGCAGCACGGCUCUCUGUCUGGACAAGAACAAUACUCACACCAGGAGGAAGUCAUUAUAACUCUCUGAAUAGUUGACUUAUGUCUAAGUGGCCUUUGUUUUGAACCUUUUGAAUACCCUACAGAAAACACUCUAAUUUUCUGCUUGUUGGAACAAAUUACCCUUUGCUCUCCUAGUGUAUGAAUGUAGCAUUACUUCAGAUAAAAUGUAGCAUGUCAUACAAA
This is a messenger RNA of Morone saxatilis (striped sea-bass), 1107 nucleotides long. Its product is annotated as potassium channel subfamily K member 3-like. Bases 45 to 944 code for a protein of 299 amino acids. Gene Ontology annotation, cellular component: membrane. Gene Ontology annotation, biological process: potassium ion transmembrane transport; stabilization of membrane potential. The transcript has 3 exons. Lineage: Eukaryota; Metazoa; Chordata; Actinopteri; Moronidae. The record is from RefSeq and is a predicted model, not a curated record. Gene Ontology annotation, molecular function: potassium ion leak channel activity.